Molecule: messenger RNA, 1403 nt
Organism: Suncus etruscus (white-toothed pygmy shrew)
Lineage: Eukaryota; Metazoa; Chordata; Mammalia; Eulipotyphla; Soricidae
Product: collagen alpha-1(I) chain-like
Exons: 5
Coding region: 1-1365 (454 amino acids)
Source: RefSeq, a predicted model, not a curated record
AUGAGAGGAGGCGGCGGGGAGUCCGCAGGAUGCGGCGGCGGAGCGGGCGCGGCCCCGGCCGGCCAAGGCGCCCAAGACGGGAGUAGCAGCAGAGGACGCGGCGUCGACGCGGGGCCCGCCUGCCCGGUGGAGGGGCCGGGAGGCGGCGGGGGCGGCCGGAAGGGGGGGGGCCGGGGCCCCGCGGGCCUCGCGCAGCUCCGCCGGAGAGCAGGCGAAGAGCCGGGGCCCACGCGCGCCUCUUAUAGCCGGGGCGCCCCGUUGCGCGGCGCCCGCGCGGGCCCCGCUGGCCACUCGCCCGCGCCAAUGGGCGCCCGCGGGGACCCGAGCCCCGCCCCCGGCCCGCCCCGGCCCCCGAGCCGGAGGGUGGGGGCCGAACUAGCCGGGGAGGUGGUGGUGGUGGUGGGGAAACCUGUCCAGGCGGGUCGGAGCCAGCGCCCUGGGGCGCGUCUACACGGCUCGCCUUUGGGACCCACCCAGAUCAGUCUCAUAAAGAUUGCGCGCCGGACUUGCGUAGACGCGGGCUCAGCCCCGGGGCCCACCACCACCACCAUCACCAGGGUCAUUCUGCGGGUCUGGGGGGGGAGUGGAGAGGUCAGACUGCAGCCGAGUUUGCACACGGGCAGAAGCCGCUGGGACUUCUCACCAAGUCCGAACCACGCACACCAGCGCCCGUGCGCGCGCGCGCGCCCCCUGCCCGCCCCGCGGACCCCGGGAGGUCGGCGCUCGCUCUCCGAGGGGAAGGGGCCCCGCGCGCCCCGCUCCGCCAUCAAUCACGCCCCGCCGCCCACUUGCCUCCCCAGGCCUCGGGCCCCAAGGGCUGGACGCGCCGUGCGCCCCACCGCACCCCGCGCGCCCUGCCCGGCCACCGGCCAGGGCACAUUCCCCACCAUCGUGGGCUCGGCCCGGAGCGAGGAGGGGACCCGCGCGCUGCUGCUCGGGGCGCCGGCGCACUUAAGCCCUGGCGCGUCGGCGGCGGCGGUGGCGGUGCGGGGCGCGCUGCGGGCGGGCGCUCACCGAAGCGGAGGGACGCUGGAGCCGGAGGCUUGUCCCGGGCGCAGGAGGAGCCGAGGAGCCGAGGAGCCGGCGGCGAGCGGGCGGAGGACGGGGCUGGAGGCCAGAAAGAGUGACGCUGUGCCCUCCUGCGUCCCUCUGGGGACCCCGUGUCUGAGCCGCACACCCCCCCAGGGGUGCCUCCCAGAGGACUCCCAGCAGCCUGCACAUUUUCGAGGACCCUGCAAGGUAGGCGGGCAGGACUGGCGGGCUGAGCUGAGCCGAGGGGUGGGUGACCCUGCCACCGAGUCCCAUCCCAGGCUGCCACUGCGGCCCUUACCUUAUUUAGUCAAAAGUGUGCUCUGCCUGCGGUAACAGGCAUAUCCGGGUCACUCUGGGUUCAGAAAAGAGUA